GGUUGUCUCUCUUUGUGGCCCAGUGCAGAUGAAUGGAAUCUGAUGUACAGUGCUGAGGGGGAGGCAUAAGGGAGUCAGAGGUACUUUGACUGACUGCCUCUCGGUAACUUUCUGCAACGUGGAAUUUAAAGAUUCCUCCCAUUUCUACCGGCAACCUCACAGCUCAGAAAUGAAGAAAGACCUGUUUCUAUUCUGCUUUUUGGUCUCUGCACUGGCUGCUUAUGUACAAAGUAAGCCUCAUGGAAAAAAUCAGCAUGUCAAAAACAACCCAACUCCACAAGAGCAGUCAGUGAAGCUUCUUGACAGUAAGGAUGGAGUUCUGCCCACAUUUCUGCCUUUUGAGUCCAGCUCUCAGGAUGAGGACAUGAGUGAAGAGAAGGAAAGCCAUGUGGAGAUGAAGCAAGCGGGGGCAGAAGAGCUUGAAGGUUCAGAGGGUGGUGAGAAGAAUACACCUUUGCUCCUAAGUGAGGAGGCACUGACUCAACUCCUGCAGGUCUCAGAGGAGGCGGAGGAAACCAUGGAGGAGGAUGAAGGUGAUGAUGACAGUCCAGAAAAAGACAAAGAAGUUAAGGAGACUGAGGAGGAGGGAAAGGAAAAGGGAGAAUCUACAAUGGAGAAUGAAGAUGUAACUGAGAAGAGUGAAGGUGAGGAUGCAAAUGAGACCGACAGCAGUACUGAGUCAGAAAUACCAAUGGAUUUGGACUAUGCAGCUGACCGUGAUGCGUCACAGCCACUAUCCAUCAAGCUAGAGGAGACCAAAGCUUCAACCAUCAACACUAUGGAAAAAGAUGUGGCGGAAACAAUCGAAGAUGUGAUCCCCACAGCCACAAUGGACUAUGAUUCCCUGCAAUCCAUCAACGACCCAGGGAACAUUGCAGAGGAACGGGAAGUGCCAGCAGAGCAAACACAAGAUGAGCUGAAAGAGCCUUUUCAAGACUCCGAGAAUGACAAUGAAAAAAAGAAGAGUGAUCAACAGGAUGAGAAGGGCAGCAUCGAACCUGAGACCACUAUUCUUUCUAGUGGCAAGAAGGCAAAGAAAGAGAAGAAGAAGCAGAAGAAUGAAAGCAAUACACAUGGAAAGGCCAAAGCCAAGAAGCAGCGAAACAACCAGCAGCUGGAGAAGAUGCAGAGUGACCAAGCCAGUGCAAUGGAAGCCAAUGAGGAACGUGCACAGAGGCAAGACCCAGAAAAAGUGGCGGAGCCCACUGAAAACACAGAGCCUAAAUCCAAAAAGAAGAAUAGGAAAUGGACUCGUUUGGUGGGGAUGAAUCCUGUACAGAUUAGGGCCACUAUGGAGCUUUACCCUGACAUUCGGCCCAGCAGACAGGGGGAGCCAGCUGACCCCUGUGAGAACUUUCGGUGUAAAAGAGGAAAGACAUGCAAAAUGAACGAUGAGAACAAGCCCGUCUGUGUGUGUCAGGAGCCGUCAGAAUGUCCUCCCAGUGUAAAUGAUUUUGACAAUGUUUGCGGAACUGACAAUAAGACAUAUGACACAUCCUGUCAGCUCUUUGCCACCAAGUGUAGCCUUGACGGGACCAAAAUAGGCCACAGACUUCACCUGGACUACUCUGGGUCCUGCAAAUUUAUUGCUCCAUGUCUAGAGUCAGAGCUGGUGCAGUUCCCGCUGCGUAUGCGGGAUUGGCUGAAGAACGUGCUUCUGCAGUUAUACGAGCACGACUCCAUGUCUCCUGGCUUUCUCACAGCUAAACAAAGAAUCAGGGUUCAGAAGAUCUAUGAGAGCGAGAGGCGUCUUCAUGCAGGCGAUCACCCCGUCGAGCUUCUACAGCAGGACUUUGAGAAGAACUACAACAUGUACAUCUAUCCAGUGCACUGGCAGUUUGCACAAAUGGACCAACAUCCUUCAGACAGGAUUCUUUCUCACUCUGAGCUGGCUCCUCUGCGCGUUCCCCUGGUUCCCAUGGAGCAUUGCACCUCUGUCUUUUUCCAAAAGUGUGAUGCUGACAAGGACAAACUAGUCUCCUUCAAAGAGUGGUGCAGCUGCUUUGGCAUUAAAGAAGAGGAUAUGGAUUCUAAUCUGCUGUUCUGAGCAUCUCUGAGCUGCAAAAGGAGCAACUGAAGGUUGUGUUUUCUUUGAAGAAAGAUAUAGAUAAUCCUGGAGGUCUGUUUGUUCAGUGAAAUGGUACAGUUUUUUUAAUGUGUAAUGAUCAUGAUGGACAAGAAUAUCUAAAACUCUUUUAUUUUGUAUGCAUUAUAUUGUGUAGCAUGUUGGU
This is a messenger RNA of Rhinichthys klamathensis goyatoka, 2231 nucleotides long. It is a transcript of the gene sparcl1, whose product is annotated as SPARC-like 1. Gene Ontology annotation, molecular function: protein binding; extracellular matrix binding; calcium ion binding. The transcript has 11 exons. Bases 170 to 2047 code for a protein of 625 amino acids. Lineage: Eukaryota; Metazoa; Chordata; Actinopteri; Cypriniformes; Leuciscidae. The record is from RefSeq and is a predicted model, not a curated record. Gene Ontology annotation, biological process: anatomical structure development.